UGUCACAGGUCCGAGUUGUAAUGUUUCCUGAUUUCUCUGAUUCCCUUCAUCAUCAGGAAUAAAGACAGUCAAGACAAAACAUGGCCGACAGCUCGAGUCCCAAAAGAAACUCUGGGGACUUUGCUAAGAAAGUCCAGAGACGACUGAGCAGAGGCAAAGAAAAGGUUCUGCAGAAGCUGGGAAAGGCUGCGGAGACCAGAGAUGAUCAGUUUGAACAUGAUCACCAGAUGUUUAGUGACCAGCAGGCUGAUGGGAACCGGAUACACAAAGACCUGAGGAGCUACAUUAACGCAGUCAGAGACAUGCGUGAAGCAUCGAGGCGUCUUUCCCAGUCUCUGUUUGAUGCCUAUGAAAACGAGUGGGCUGGAGAGGAAGACUUGGGCUCCAUUGUAGAGGGGGAGGAUCUCCUGUGGAACGACUACGAGGUGAAGCUGCUGGACCAGGCCGUGCGCACCAUGGAGUCCUACGUGGGCCAGUUCCCAGAUGUCAAGGAAAAAGUUGGCAAGAGGGGAAGAAAACUGGUCGACUACGACUCUUCCCGUCACCACCUGGAGGCACUGCAGGCUGCAAAGAAGAGGGAUGACGUCAAGAUAAACAAGGCAGAGGAGGAGCUGAUUUAUGCCAAAAGUGUCUAUGAAGGCUUCAACAAUGAGCUAAAGGAAGAGAUGCCUGUGCUCUACGACAGCCGUGUUGGAUGCUACGUGGCUGUCUUCUCUGCCGUGUCAAAUUUACGAGACAUCUUCUAUAAGGAAAUGAGCACGCUCAAUAUUGAUCUGCAGAAUGUGAUAAAGGAUCUGCAGGCUCAGCAUCCAGACAAAGUGUUUGCUGUGAAGGGGAUACAGCGUUACGGCUCCUUGAGGAGACGAACCCUGAUCUCCCCGAAGGCCUGGAAAGCCAGUUUUUCUGAGUUUCACAAGAGCUACACUCCUAAACCUGGGCAGAGGUUUGGUCUCAGGUCCCCAGACAAACCUCGCCGCAGCACUUUGACCAGAGAGGGCAGCACCCUGUCCAGAGAGGGCAGCACCCUGUCCAGAGAGGGCAGCAUCCUCACUGUCACCCCACUACUGCCAUCUCUGGAAAACCCUGACGCUGAGUCCGGGGACCUGGACGCCGAAUCAAGCCUCAGUGAGAGCCAGACUUCUCCUGCAAAGGAACAGAAGUCAGGAGAAGACAGCAAUCAAGCGGAGAAGGAGAAGGGAGAGAAAGAAGUCAAGUCUGAGCUGGAGCCUCCUGCAGAAUCUGAUGUUAAAGGAGAUGGUGAGGAAGCUCCAGCGAGUGACAGCAGCUCAGAACUGAACAACUCCUGUGAUUCUGAGAGCCUGGAGCUGCAGCUGUCGGCUGCUGACAACGGCCCGCUGCACAUUGAAGAAAGAGAAGACAGCCCAGUGACCCUCAACACUCUGAAAUCAAAUGGACUGGAGAACCGGGAAGUUUCUGGGCUCAACUCUGACACCAAGGACCCGGGCUUUCCUCACAAGGACGCUGCUGCAGAUACAAAGACGUCCCAUGAUCCCAAAAGCACAGAGGUUUAAAGUUUCCACACUUUGAUAUGAGGAAAGCACAGAGGAGCUAAAAGUCAACAGCUGCACAAGAGGAAAAAUGUGGAAACAGCUGCAUUGAAACGUCCAACGAGCGUCAUGACUGAUGUUCUGUGCAAAACUUGUUGCUUUUAGAUUUUUUAUUUAUCUUUUAUUGAAAUCAGUUGUGAAUACAUUUGGUUUUACUGUAAUUACCCUUAAAAGAUUUGUUGUAUAUGCACCCAUUGCAUUAUAUCCUGUGCUAACAGGUACAGGUAGUUUGUCUAAUAUUUCAAAGAUAAAUGUACUAUUAGAUUUAUAUUGUUAGAAUUUUCUGUUUCAGUUUGACUUAGAGGUUUGAUUCUUCCUACUCACUCCCAAUGGGAAUCCAUCAAUUAUCCUGUUUAUUUAAUUAUUUGAUGCACAUUUAAAGCUAAGAUAUAUGUGAAUUAACGUGUUCUCAAAACUGAAUAAAUGAACCUUUUGAUUA
This is a messenger RNA of Hippoglossus stenolepis (Pacific halibut), 2007 nucleotides long. It is a transcript of the gene bin2a, whose product is annotated as bridging integrator 2a. Gene Ontology annotation, biological process: podosome assembly; plasma membrane tubulation; phagocytosis, engulfment. The transcript has 12 exons. Bases 81 to 1532 code for a protein of 483 amino acids. The record is from RefSeq and is a predicted model, not a curated record. Gene Ontology annotation, cellular component: cytoplasm; phagocytic cup; podosome. Gene Ontology annotation, molecular function: protein binding; phospholipid binding. NCBI's taxonomy places the organism in Eukaryota, Metazoa, Chordata, Actinopteri, Pleuronectiformes, Pleuronectidae.